Messenger RNA from Grammomys surdaster, 3702 nucleotides. It is a transcript of the gene Fastkd1, whose product is annotated as FAST kinase domains 1. The coding region runs from base 854 to 3484 and encodes 876 amino acids. Gene Ontology annotation, cellular component: mitochondrial matrix; ribonucleoprotein granule. The transcript has 14 exons. Gene Ontology annotation, biological process: mitochondrial RNA processing; regulation of mitochondrial mRNA stability. Lineage: Eukaryota; Metazoa; Chordata; Mammalia; Rodentia; Muridae. The record is from RefSeq and is a predicted model, not a curated record. Gene Ontology annotation, molecular function: RNA binding.
CCGCUUUUCUUCCGCUCUGGGACACGCUCUAUUUACGGGGAGAAGUUUCUCCAGGAAAGGCUAAAUACCCUUGGACGCGACUGGUGAGCGAGAGACGCCAGCUUCCCUUCCAAGACGGCCUUGGAUGAUACCUGCCUUCUGAGCCGUCCAGAGCAGCCUUGUAGGGCCGUAGCGGGCGUGGGAAGGACUCGCCGGUUGGUCAGUGGCUCUGCCUUCCGUACCCCGCAGGGUUCCGCCGGGAAGGCGUGGUUUUGUUUAGCAGCAGCGGUCUCCUUCCCUGUUUGGGUUCUCUGCUGCGCAGAGCGCCGUUGCCAUCUGGGCAGGUGGAGGCCAGUUCUCCCGCGGACCAGGUGCUCGGGAUACCUGUCGGCUGUGAACUGUGGGGCUGUGCGACACUCGAAGCCAGCUCACCACACUUCCAAUUGUGUCACACUCCCAAGGCGUCUCCUUUAGUUAAAUGGUUUCCCCAAGGUCACCUUUUUGCCAUCGUUGUAGAUUGGACACAGCAUGAGACACUAUCUCCACAAACAAACAAGCAAAUAACCAAACAAACCAGUUUUGAUUUUGUUUUCUAAUGCUGCUUUGUGGUCAGAAUUGAAAAGAAACAUUUUAAAAUUAGGUGCAGGAAGAGACACCCCCCCCUACUCCCCGCUGUUUCAUUUGGAUGAAAUCUAGCUGGUUCAGACCAAGAACAAAGUCUGUAGUCCAAACAAAAAGAAAAAUCCUCGUUACUUGAAAUUUGAAUUUGAUCAAUUUGAUAACAAUGAGAUAAGAGUAAUCAAGGUUAACCAGUUGUUUUACAGACUCUAUUGGAAUGGAUUUAGAACCGCCAGGAUGGAAAUAAAACACAUGAAUGAAAGCCAGUUUUUGUACUGUCACAUUAUACCUGACUUAUAGCGCAAAUUGUUCUUUUUUUAAAAAAAAAAAAAAGAAAAAAGAAAAAUUGUGCUACGAAAGGAAAAGAAACCUCUAUUUUGGAGACCCGUCCGUUAUAAAUAUGUUCCGUCUACGAGGCAUAUCUCUACUCUCUUGGAGAGCGUUUUCAUUCCGCCCCUUCAGUUGUGAGUCAUUAAUUACUCAGAUGAAGAACUGUACAGAUGAAGAACAAGUGUUUGAUCUUAUUGAGAAAAAUAUGGCAACGCUCUCAGAACAGCAAGUGGGCUGUGCAUUUAAUGUACUUCGGCAGUUUCAGAAGCAGAAGACCAUCUUGGAAAAAAAUAUUGAACAUGUUCGAAACCAUCCUCAGUUUCUUACUCUUUGCAAUGUUACGACAAAUCACAUCUCAGCAAUGAAUGAUGACACCCUGGUGGGUGUGUUAUACAGUGUAAAGCAGUUUGCAGUUGAAUCCCAUCAUCCACUAAUGGAAGCACUGGUCACAGAAGCAUGGAGAAGACUGGAAAGGUUUGAUACUAAUGUGCUGUCAAUAUUUUCCACUUGCCUGGCCGAUCAGAAUUUGUAUCUUAGUCCAUUAAUGGGAGAAAUAGCUGAUAUUGUAAAUAGGAGACUGGAAACCAUACAGGACUUAAGGGCCUUGUCUGUCUUGAUGGUCAGCAUUUCUUCUUUAAUAUCGCCGUGUUUUCAGGAGCGACUGGUGACCAGAGCAGAACUUCUUUUUGACACUGUAGAUUCUUCCAAAGUCAACAUUUCAAGAAGGAUACUACUGUUUCUUCGAAAUGUCAAAUACAGUUAUUACCCACUGUUAGAGAAGUGUAAUCAAGUGUUCAUAACAAGUAUGAGCCAUCUUGACUUGGAGUCUGUCAGUAGAGUCCUUAGUCUGUAUCAGUCGCUGCAGUUCCACAGCUUUGAAUUUGUUGAAGCGGCUCAAAGGAGGCUGGCUGAGAUGGCCCUCCCUUCUGACCACCUGGAAAGCUUCAUUAGAUUGUUUGUGGCGCUGGGGCCGGUGGCCAGACCUGAGAUCAAGAAACAGCUUAAGUCAACUCUGCUGCUGCUGUUGGAGGAGCUGAGCAGCCAGCAAGUGCUGACCGUGUUGGGAGCAAUGGAGAAUAUGGAAAGCAGAAGUUCACACUUGAUUAAAAGGAUUGUUUCUGUUCUGUAUAAACAUUUGGGGAACUAUAAAUCGAUAGAGCUAUUGAAGAUAAUACAAGCAUUGACUUUUCUACAAUGUCAAAGUAAGGAGCUUUUUAUGAAACUCAGAGAAUUACUUCUCAGUCGUUUGGAAGUUAGUGUCACACCCAGUGAGAUUUCUGUCCUGGUCUCUGCGCUUUCCAUGCUGCCGUAUCCUCACCUCAACGAAACAGCGAUCUCCCGCAUAGAAGCAGUUUUACCGAAGUGUGACUUCAGGGAACUGAGUGAUUUGGUAGUCUGUCUCAUGCGCUGGAUUCAGAAUGAUCACGUAUGCUUGGCUAGUACUACUGGAAAGCAACUGGACCUCCUUCAAAAGCUGGAUUACUGGGGCCAUCACCGGCUACAAGAGAGCACCAGCUUGGAUCUUCUGUGGGAGGGGCUUAAGUCUUUGAAGGGAGAAUGGCUUCACGAAUCCUUAGUUGAAGAUUCGGUCGCUGCCCUGCAGCGUUUCGCGGAUGAAAUCGAUUACAGCAAUGUUGCCAAGAUCGCAUCUUUUCUUUCCAAAACUAACUACCUCAGCACUCUGCUGCUCGAUAGGAUAGCUUCAGUGGUUGUCCAGCAGAUUGAAAAGAUCCAUCCUUUUUCAGUCCUUGCUAUUAUUCUCCCAUUCAGUGUUUUGAACUAUGAUCCGCCUCAAAAGGAUGAAUUUUUUGGAGCAUGUGUCCAAUGCUGUAAUUCUUACUCAGGUACAUUGGAUCCUGAUACAUUAGUGUUUCUUGGUUUUUCUUUGGCCACACUUGAAUAUUUUCCAGAAGAUCUGCUAAAGAAACUGUUUAACAUCGAGUUCCUAGCCAGAUUAGAUUCCCAACUUGAAAUUUUGCCUUCGAGUCUGAGUGCAAAAAUCCAGUUCCGCCUUAUGGAGUUAAAUCGAGCAGUCUGCUUGGAGUGCCCCGAGCUGCAGGUUCCCUGGUUUCAUGACCGCUUUUGCCAGCGACAGUUUAACAGAGAUACUGGUGUUAUGAACAGAGUGCAACAGCAGAUCUAUAAGAUGUUAGCAGAGAUCCUGGGAGGACAGCGAUGUGUGAGGCCUUCGGCUCUCUCACCGUAUUACCACACAGUGGAUUUUGAAUGCAUUUUGGAUAAACGAAAAAAGCCUCUGCCUUAUGAAAGCCAUAGCAUAACUCCCAGAAAAUCCCUGGGAAUACACUGGGAUUCAAGGCCUGAGCUGAGGCUUCCGCCAGAAGCUGAGAGGAUUGCUAUAGAAUUUUUGGAUGUAAGAGCCUUUUGUUCAAACAUUCCUCACUUAAAAGGGAAAUCUGCUAUGAAAAAGCGGCAUUUGGAAAUCUUGGGCUAUCGUGUUAUUCAGGUCCCUUACUUUGAAUGGAACUCUAUGGCAAUGUCAACGGAUACACGGAUGGACUACCUGAGAGAACAUAUAUUUGGAGCAGGCAAAUCAUGACUGUAGUUUUCAUUUAAAAAUGACUGUGGUGGGCUGGAAAGGAGGCUCAGAGGAAAAGAACAUUGGCUGCUCUUGCAGAGGUCCUGAGUUCAAUUCCCAGUACCCACAUGGUGGCUCACAACCAUCUGUAAUGUGAUCUGGGACCCUCUUCUGGCCUGCAGGCAUACAUGCAGGCAGAACACUGAAUACAUAAUAAAUAAGUCUUUUUAAAAAAUAAA